UUCCUCUCAGAGUCGAAGGACGAUUAUCAGGUCUUUGUCGCCGUUUCUGCUGCUGUGUCAUAUCCUGUCCCCACUAUUUAGAAGCAACGCUGGACUGGACUCUGGCUUCAAGAUGAUGAAACUGAAAGGAGACUUGACAGAGCAGAGGAAAGUGGCCAGAUGACAACUACUAUGUUCACGUAACAUCACUGGACGGUUCAAUUCAGUUCAGUUUAUUUAUAUAACGCCAAGUCACAGCGGAAGUCAUCUCAGGUCACUGAAACAUUCACAUACGUAAAAAGCGACAGCUUCAGCGACAGGUCCUUCCUCCUACUAUAACCCACUCAUCGCUCAUUCAGUCAUGUUGUGUAAAAGGAAGCUGUAUGUUUUCUUGGGGAUUGUUGCUGCUAUCUUCCUCCUCAUGCUUGCAAGCCAGAGCGUCCAUACGAAACAUUACCUGCCACUGGCACAGACCCAGUUGAACAGCUGGACCACUCCAACCAGCAGGGAGACAGAGGAUAAACUUGCAGUGCCUCUUGAUGACUUGACCCGUCUUCCUCCCAGCACCACUCGGUCCGAAGAUGAGGACAGAGGAACCGAGGAAAAGCAGAUUAAAGGCAAGAACCACCCAAGGUCAUGCAGUUGCACAGAGUCCUGCGUUUCAGACCUCGAGGGUUCUGACUGGUUCAGCAAACACUACGACCCUCAACAGCAACCCAUCCUCCGUGCUAACAACAACUUUGAGCAAGAUGCACUUAGUUGGUGGCUGGGUCUUCAGAAGUCUGGUAAAGAUCAGACUUUAGAGGGCGUGACGUCAAAAAUGUUCCAGGUCAUUUCCCCACCCACUGUGGACACACAUCCCCACCCAUCACUCUGUCGUAAAUGUGCAGUUGUUGGCAACUCUGGCAACCUGCGAAAUUCUGGCCACGGUGAACUGAUCAACUCUCACAGCUUCGUAAUCCGAAUAAACAAGGCGAUAACUCGAGGCUUUGAAAAAGAUGUGGGGAACCGUACAACGCACCACAUCAUGUACCCGGAGAGUGCCAUGGACCUUGAUCCUGGUGUCAGCCUCAUCCUGCUGCCGUUCAAACUGAGAGACCUGGAGUGGCUGACCAGCGCACUGUCAACAGGCCAAAUCAAAAUGACCUACAUGAGGGUUAAAGACAGAGUGAAGGCUGAUAAAGACAAAGUUCUGGUGGUGAAUCCGGUGUUCUUUAAGUACGUUCAUGACCACUGGACGGAGCACCACGGUCGCUACCCGUCCACCGGGAUGCUCACCAUCAUCUUCGCUCUGCACACUUGUGAUCAGGUGUCGGUGUUCGGUUACGGUGCUGACCAGCAGGGGAACUGGCACCACUACUGGGAGCAGAACCACAACGCCGGUGCCUUCAGGAAGACCGGCGUUCACAGCGCCGACUUCGAGACAGAGGUCAUCCACCAGCUCGCCAAGGAAGGAAAGAUCAGUCUCCACCUUUAACACAACCACUCGGGUCACCUGAGGAGACCGAGCCACCAAACGUCUGGCUGUUCGUUGAUUUGGAGACUUUUUCAUACUGGAAUCAGGCCACCCUUCUAUUUGCCACAUUUGCCUUAAGAUGAGCAGCAUUGUUUGAUCCAGGAUGCUGGUGCUGCUCAGACAUUUGUAGAGACGAGGAGCGGGUCAGACCAGCCCCCUGCCUGUGGAGAGCCGUCCUGCCGUCUGCGGCUGAUGGGACUGACCACAAUAAGUUUAGCUCUGAGCGGGAAACAACCACGGAGGUUUUAUAAACUUUAAUAUUUGAUUUUAUAGACUUUUGGUUGCUGUUUUCAUUCUUUCUGUUUUUAAUUGAAGCACUUUUUUUUUCUGCUGAAGGAAACUUGUGACGAGGUCAUACUUUUUGCUUGCAAACCACAGAAGCCUUAUUUAAUGUGUUUUCGCAUCAUUACAACUCAUCCGCUUAUUUUAAAUGAAUCUUAAAACCAGCCUGUGCCAGAAGAUCCCAAAAGACUGGAGCAGGGGUGGAAAGUAAGGCAAUACUUGUUCUUGUCAUGUUUUGGACCUGGAGCGUCAGAGCUGCAGGAGCCUGUGUCUGGUUCAGCCUGUGUGUGAGCGUUUGCUCCAUCGUGUCUUUUUUUUAUUUUUAUUUAGCACUCUACGCGUGCAGCCUUAACAACCACUUUACUGCAAUUUGUAAAACAAAACCAUCCGACCUGGAGCCACAUGUGAGGAGCGAUUUUUAAUUCAAACAAGAAGAGGACCAAAGUCAUCGAAACGGAAAAACAAAAGGGAAACCAUCACAGCUUCAAAGGUUUGUCAAAUAAAACUCAACAAGGUUGAGGGAAACAUGCUAAAGGUUGUUUUAAAGCAGUUUUAACCAAAACCGUAUGGAGAGACAUCAACCAGGAAGGUGCAUGUGCUGCACGUGCACUGUGAAUGUAUAAAACCAGUCCGAUACAGUUUGUCAGUCACAGCUCUCUGAAUGUUUGUGUCCAGUUUACAACACGAGCGCGUGUUCUCUUUUGUUGGCAGCUUUCAAAGCUGUUCCACUUCCUGUCGGCUGUUCAAAUGUUGGACGAGAUCGAAUGAAAUGUAAAGCCAGCUCGUUAUUUUGCUGAAAACUAAAGCUUUGUUGUAGUUUUAAUAGCUUAUUAAGUUUGUCGUGAAGUUACAAAGACCAUUGAAAACAAGUUGGAGGUCCUGACCGGAGGUCACACUUAGAAAACGGUCACUUAAAGUGCCCUUACUGAGUCCUGUUACACCAGUCACAGAUUUAAUCCCACACAUCACUGGUUUGUUAGCAGCAACAAGCAUCUGGUUUUGUUGCAACGUCCAAUAAAUCUUUUUUGUGGUCAACGCUUUCCGAGAAAACGGGAUUCACUUUUAGUGUUUCCUUACAGACAUUCUUUGUCGCUUCCUGCGUCGGGAUAAUUACCGUUAAACUUGCUUAGUAAGCUUCUUUCGGCUGCUCCCUUCAGGCGGUCACCACGGCGACUCG
Molecule: messenger RNA, 2954 nt
Organism: Nematolebias whitei (Rio pearlfish)
Lineage: Eukaryota; Metazoa; Chordata; Actinopteri; Cyprinodontiformes; Rivulidae
Gene: st3gal8
Product: ST3 beta-galactoside alpha-2,3-sialyltransferase 8
Exons: 9
Coding region: 341-1456 (371 amino acids)
Molecular function (GO): beta-galactoside (CMP) alpha-2,3-sialyltransferase activity
Source: RefSeq, a predicted model, not a curated record